Molecule: messenger RNA, 1173 nt
Organism: Grammomys surdaster
Lineage: Eukaryota; Metazoa; Chordata; Mammalia; Rodentia; Muridae
Product: acylcarnitine hydrolase-like
Exons: 8
Coding region: 1-1029 (342 amino acids)
Cellular component (GO): intracellular membrane-bounded organelle
Molecular function (GO): carboxylic ester hydrolase activity
Source: RefSeq, a predicted model, not a curated record
AUGGCCAUCAUCAACAUGGGGCCUCUGAGUGAUGGUGCACUGAUUACCCAUGAGGCCAGCCCCAUUAGAAACACAUAUACUGGCCAGGUCCAAAGCAAGCUCGUCCUCCAGAAGGAUACUAAAUCUGGUGUCCACACCUUCCUGGGAAUUCCCUUUGCCAAGCCUCCUGUAGGACCACUGUGCUUUGCACAUCCUGAGGCCCCUGAGCCAUGGAGUGGUGUAAGAGAUGGGCUUCACAUCCAUCCAUGUAAGUGUCUGAAAAAUCUUGAACUAUUGUAUCCAGAGUGCCUGAAGGAGAUGAAACUGAACCUGUUUCCGUUCUCUAUGUCAGAAGAAUGCCUGUAUCUCAACAUAUACACACCAGCCCAUGCCCAGGAGGGCUCUAACCUACCAGUGAUGGUAUGGACCCAUGGUGGUGGACUGGUUACAGGCACGGCUUCCAUGUAUGAUGAGUUCACACUGGCAGCUACUGAAGAUAUGGUCAUGGUCAUUAUCCAGUUUUUUCUUGGUGUCUUGGGCUUCUUCAGCACUGGAGACCAGCAUGCAAAUGGCAACUGGGGAUACCUGUACCAAGUGGCUGCCCUACGCUGGGUCCAGCCAAACAUCACCUACUUUGGAGGCAACUUUAACUGUGUCACUAUUUUUGACAAGUCUUCAGGUGGCACAAUUGUGUCUUCACAUAUUGUGUCCCCCAUGUCCCAAGUGCUCUUCCAUGGAGUCAUCAUGAGAAGUGGAAUAGCACUGCUACCUUACCUUAUCUCCAACACCUCUGAGAUGGUCUAUACUACCAUGGCCAAGCUCUCUGGAUGUGGGGCCAUGGACUCAGAGUUUCUUGUGAGCUGUCUGAGAAGCAAGAGUGAAGCAGAGAUUCUGGCUAUUAACGAGGUCUUCUUCCUGAUCCCUGCUGUGAUGGAUGGAGAGUUCCUACCCAGGCAUCCCAAAGAGUUGUUGACAUCUGAGGAUUUUCACCCUGUCCCCAGGAUCAUUGGUGUCAACAAUGAUGAGUCAUGGGCUCUACUCAGACAAUAAAGGAAAUAACCAGAAAGAACCUGCAGGCUGUUCUCAAGAAUACAACAGCAGAACUGGUGAGAUAUUUCUGGUCCUGUCCAAAUAGUCGGAUCCCUCAUAUCUUCUCUGACAGCAUCCCUAUUAAUAAAAAUCAGCAUACAUGUA